This is a messenger RNA of Macaca mulatta (Rhesus monkey), 2656 nucleotides long. RefSeq names its product MANSC domain containing 1 (gene MANSC1). The record is from RefSeq and is a predicted model, not a curated record. Lineage: Eukaryota; Metazoa; Chordata; Mammalia; Primates; Cercopithecidae.
CCCCCGGCCCGAGGGAGGGGCGGAGAGACCCCCUCCUGCGACUUAGGGCGACGCCACCUUAAAGGGCCUGACCUCCUUGAAGCCAGAACUGCUGAAAAGGGUAAGCCCUUUCCUGUUGCGUCGCCUUGCAAACACCAACCACGCUAUUAAGCGCUUCAAUACCCACAUGUGAGAACAACUUUACAAACAAGAUAUUUUUAACCCCGUUUUACAGAUGGAGAAAAAGACGCUAGAUAGACCCAGGAUUCGAACCCACAACAGCGUGGAUGCAAAGUUCAUUUUUAAUUCUGAAGAGCUGGGAGUUUAGCAGUGGACGAUCAAACAAAAAAAAUACCAGAAGGCGGUGAAGGCAGCAGCUGGAAAUGAGAGAAAAAUUAAGAAAUAGAAAGUGCUGAUUCACGUAUUAGGGAGUGCACAUCUUUAAAGAGAAGAACCUUUUUGGCUAGGCGCUUUCUGGGGACCUUGACAGUUAUCAACAAGUCACUCUGAAACUAACAAAAGAGAGAAAUUUCGUCAUCUGUGCAACUUUCUUAAAGCAAACUAAGACCAGAGGGAGGAUUAUCCUUGACCUUUGAAGACCAAAACUAAACUGAAAUUUAAAAUGUUCUUCGGGGGAAAAGGGAGCUUGACCUACACUUUGGUAAUAAUUUGCUUCCUGACACUAAGGCUGGCUGCUAGUCAGAAUUGCCUCAACAAGAGUCUAGAAGAUGUUGUCAUUGACAUCCAGUCAUCUCUUUCUAAGGGAAUCAGAGGCAAUGAGCCCAUAUAUACUUCAACUCAAGAAGACUGCAUUAAUUCUUGCUGUUCAACAAAAAUCAUAUCAGGGGACAAAGCAUGUAACUUGAUGAUCUUCGACACUCGAAAAAUAGCCAGACGACCCAACUGCUACCUAUUUUUCUGUCCCAAUGAGGAAGCCUGUCCACUGAAACCAGCAAAAGGACUUAGGAGUUACAGGAUAAUUAGAGAUUUUCCAUCUUUGACCAGAAAUUUGCCAAGCCAAGAGUUACCCCAGGAAGACUCUCUCUUACCUGGCCAGUUUUCACAAGCAGUCACUCCUCUAGCCCGUCAUCACGUAGUUUAUUCAAAGCCCACCGAUAUCUCAUGGAGAGAGACACUUUCUCAGAAGUUUGGAUCCUCAGAUCACUUGGAGAAACUAUUUAAUAUGGACAAAGCAAGUGCCCAGCUCCUUGUUUAUAAAGAAAAAGGCCAUUCUCAGAGUUCACAGAUUUCCUCUGAUCAAGAAAUAGCUCAUCUGCUGCCUGAAAAUGUGAGUGUGUUCCCAGCUACAGUGGCAGUUGCCUCUCCACAUACCACCUCGGCUACUCCAAAGCCCGCCAUCCGUCUACCCACCAAUGCUUCAGUGACACCUUCUGGGACUUCCCAGCCACAGCUGGCCACCACAUCUCCGCCUGUAACCACUGUCACUUCUCAGCCUCCCACGACCCUCAUUUCUACAGGUUUUACACGGGCUGUGGCUACACUCCAAGCAAUGGCUACAACAGCAGUUCUGACUACCACCUUUCAGGCACCUACGGACUUGAAAGGCAGCCUAGAAACGAUACCGUUUACAGAAAUCUCCAACCUCACUUUGAACACAGGGAAUGUGUAUAACCCUACUGCACUUUCUAUGUCAAAUGUGAAGUCUUCCGCUACGAAUAAAACUGCUUCCUGGGAAGGUAGGGAGGCCAGUCCAGGUCGUUCCUCCCAGGGCAACGUUCCAGAAAAUCAGUAUGGCCUUCCAUUUGAAAAGUGGCUUCUUAUCGGAUCCCUGCUCUUUGGUGUCCUGUUCCUGGUGAUAGGCCUCGUCCUCCUGGGCAGAAUCCUCUCAGAAUCACUCCGCAGGAAACGUUACUCAAGACUGGAUUAUUUGAUCAAUGGGAUCUAUGUGGACAUCUAAGGAUGGAACUCAGUGUCUCUUCAUUCAUUUAGUAACCAGAAGCCCAAAUGCAGUGAGUUUCUGCUGACUUGCUAGUCUUAGCAGGAGGUUGUACUUUGAAGACAGGAAAAUGCCCCCUUCUGCUUUCCUUUUUCAUUUUUUUGUUUUUGUUUUUGUUUUUUUUUCUGAGAUAGAGUCUUGCCCUGUUGCCCAGGCUGGAGUGCAAUGACACGAUCUCGGCUCACUGCAGCCUCCAUCUCCUGGGUUCAAGCGAUUCUCCUGCCUCAGCCUCCUAAGUAGCUGGGAUUACAGGCAUGUGCCACCAUGCCCGGCUACUUUUUGUAUUUCUAGUAGAGAUGGGGUUUCACCAUGUUGGUCAGGCUGAUCUCAAACUCCUGACCUAGUGAUCCGCCCACGUUGGCCUCCCAAAGUGCUGGAAUUACAGGCAUGAGUCACCACACCCAGCCCCCUUCUGCUUUAUGUUUGGUUUUUGAGGAGGAGUGAAGUGGGAACCAAAUCAGGUAAUUUGGGGGUAAUCUGUCUUUAAAAUAUUCUCUGAAAACAAAGCUCUACCUAAAAAUUUGAUUGGCUUUUAUGCAAAGAAACAGUUUAGGACAGCUAGGUUCCAAUUAAUUCACAUUCUUGGUUCCAGAUAAAAUCAACUGUUUAUAUCAAUUUCUAAUGGAUUUGCUUUUCUCUUUAUAUGAAUUCCAAUAAAACUUAUUCCAGAGGUAGUUCCUUCCAAUUAAAUAUUUGAAUAAAUCUUUUGUUAGUCAGUAA